AUGGCCUUUCUCUGGCUCCUCUCCUGCUGCGCCCUCUUGGGCUCUGCCUUUGGAUGUGGGGUGCCCGCCAUCCAGCCUGUGCUCAGCGGCCUCUCCCGAAUUGUCAACGGGGAAGAUGCCGUCCCUGGCUCCUGGCCGUGGCAGGUGUCCCUGCAGGACACUACAGGCUUCCACUUCUGCGGGGGCUCCCUCAUCAGUGAGAACUGGGUAGUGACCGCUGCCCACUGCGGGGUCAGGACCUCCGACCUGGUCGUGGCCGGAGAGUUUGACCAGGGCUCAGAUGCCGAGGCCAUCCAGGUGCUGAAGAUUGCAAAGGUCUUCAAGAACCCCAAGUACAACAUGUUCACCAUCAACAACGACAUCACCCUGCUCAAGCUGGCUACGCCCGCCCGCUUCUCUGAGACCGUGUCCGCCGUGUGCCUGCCCAGCGCCGAGGACGACUUCCCCGCUGGCUCCAUCUGCGCCACCACCGGCUGGGGCCUGACCAAGCACAACAACGCCAACACCCCCGACCGGCUGCAGCAGGCAUCGCUGCCCCUGCUCUCCAACACCGACUGCAAGAAGUACUGGGGCAGCAAGAUCACCGACCUCAUGGUCUGCGCAGGCGCCAGCGGCGUCUCCUCCUGCAUGGGUGACUCCGGCGGCCCCCUGGUCUGCCAGAAGGAAGGUGCCUGGACCCUGGUGGGCAUCGUGUCCUGGGGCAGCGGCGUCUGCUCCACCUCCAGCCCUGGCGUAUAUGCCCGCGUCACCGCCCUCAUGCCCUGGGUCCAGGAGAUCCUGGCUGCCAACUGA
Messenger RNA from Elephantulus edwardii (Cape elephant shrew), 792 nucleotides. Its product is annotated as chymotrypsinogen 2-like. Lineage: Eukaryota; Metazoa; Chordata; Mammalia; Macroscelidea; Macroscelididae. Gene Ontology annotation, biological process: proteolysis. The record is from RefSeq and is a predicted model, not a curated record. Gene Ontology annotation, molecular function: serine-type endopeptidase activity. The coding region runs from base 1 to 792 and encodes 263 amino acids. The transcript is spliced from 7 exons.